Molecule: messenger RNA, 2090 nt
Organism: Suncus etruscus (white-toothed pygmy shrew)
Lineage: Eukaryota; Metazoa; Chordata; Mammalia; Eulipotyphla; Soricidae
Gene: ARHGAP1
Product: Rho GTPase activating protein 1
Exons: 13
Coding region: 163-1482 (439 amino acids)
Biological process (GO): small GTPase-mediated signal transduction; negative regulation of endocytic recycling
Cellular component (GO): cytoplasm
Molecular function (GO): GTPase activator activity
Source: RefSeq, a predicted model, not a curated record
GCUUGGGGAGAGAGGGAACUGGGAGGGGGCGGUUCCCGCUCGGCCGCAGAGCCGGAUGUUGGCCUCUUAGCUGAGCUUUUUGACAGGCGUGGCGGAGGGAGUGGAGUCCGACUUCGCUUUCCCCUCAGGUUCUGUGGGCCAAGGCCACAGCGCAAACUGGCCAUGGACCCGCUCUCGGAGCUACAGGACGACCUGACACUGACCGACACUAGCCAGGCCCUGAACCAGCUCAAGCUGGCGUCCAUUGACGAGAGGAACUGGCCCUCGGAUGAGCUGCCCGACUUCCCUAAGUCAGAUGACUCCAAAAGCAGCUCCCCAGAGCCCGUGACGCACCUGAAGUGGGAUGACCCGUACUACGACAUCGCCCGGCACCAGAUAGUGGAGGUGGCAGGUGAUGACAAGUAUGGGCGGAAGAUCAUUGUGUUCAGUGCCUGCCGCAUGCCGCCGAGCCACCAGCUGGAUCACAGCAAGCUCUUGGGGUACCUGAAGCACACCCUGGACCAGUACGUGGAGAGUGACUACACGCUGCUCUACCUGCACCAUGGCCUCAGCAGUGACAACAAGCCGUCCCUCAGCUGGCUGCGUGACGCCUACCGAGAGUUCGACCGCAAGUACAAGAAAAACAUCAAGGCGCUGUACAUUGUGCACCCCACCAUGUUCAUCAAGACGCUGCUCAUCCUCUUCAAGCCCAUCAUCAGCUUCAAGUUUGGACAGAAAAUCUUCUACGUGAACUACCUGAGCGAGCUGAGCGAGCACGUGAAGCUGGAACAGCUGGGGAUCCCCCGCCAAGUGCUCAAGUACGACGACUUCCUCAGAUCUACCCAGAAGAGCCCUGCCACGGCCCCCAAGCCCAUGCCGCCUCGGCCGCCGCUGCCCAACCAACAGUUUGGGGUCUCGCUGCAGCAACUCCAGGAGAAGAGCCCUGAGCAGGACCCCAUCCCACUCGUGCUCCGGGACACUGUGGCUUACCUGCGGGCCCACGCUCUCGGCACCGAGGGCAUCUUCCGGAGGUCGGCCAACACCACGGUGGUGCGGGAGGUGCAGCAGAAGUACAACAUGGGACUGCCCGUGGACUUCGACCAGUACAACGAGCUACACCUCCCGGCUGUCAUCCUCAAGACCUUCCUGCGGGAGCUUCCUGAGCCCCUGCUCACCUUUGACCUCUACCCCCAUGUAGUGGGCUUCCUCAACAUCGAUGAGAGCCAGCGCGUGGAGGCAACGCAGCAGGCCCUGCGUGCGCUGCCGGCCGAGAACUACCAGGUGCUGCUCUUCCUGACCGCCUUCCUGGUGGAGGUCUCUGCCCAUUGUGAGCAGAACAAGAUGACCAAUACCAACCUGGCCGUGGUCUUCGGCCCCAAUCUGCUGUGGGCCAAGGAUGCAGCCAUCACCCUCAAGGCCAUCAAUCCUAUCAACACCUUCACCAAGUUCCUCCUGGACCACCAGGGGGCGCUAUUCCCGAGCCCCAACUGCCAGGGUCUCUGAGCCCCACCCCAGUCUGUCUCAGGAGAGCCCCAUUCUGGACUCUUCCUCUGAGCUUCAGGGGACCCUGAGCCCCGGGAGCUGGGAAGCUGGGCGGGCCAGCUGUGUUCCUCCUGCCCCCCGUCACCCAUCUCUGUCCUGGAUGCCUCACCGUGACCACAGGGCCUUGUUCUUCGCCUUAUACUUCUCACUGCCUCCUUGGGUCCCCGACUCCUGCUGGGCUCUGCAGCGCUGCCCCACCUGUCUUCCCUGGAAGGAGAACCAACUCCAAUCACUCCCUCCCUUAUUUCCCCUUUUGUCCAGGCACUGCCAGCUGGGCUGGACCUGCUCUUUCUCUUGGUCAAUGGAUGGCUGGAGUGGGGCCAGUGCCAUGGCACUUCUGGAUUGCUGUGCCUGGCUGCAAGCUCCUGAUUUGGUGGAAUUACCAGGCCCUGUGAUGGCUGCCCACCUCUCUGCGUCCACGUCCUAGAACAGCCUUUCCCCAGUGGGACUGUCCCUGCCCAGAGCUAGGUCUGGUGCCUCUAGUCUUGCCCAGCGCUGGUUCUGCCAGGACUGGCAUCUUGGAUGGAAGGGCAGUCCCAGAAGCCCUCUGAAAUAGGCAUUCCAGUCCC